This is a messenger RNA of Alosa sapidissima (American shad), 8074 nucleotides long. RefSeq names its product ubiquitin specific peptidase 54a (gene usp54a). The record is from RefSeq and is a predicted model, not a curated record. Gene Ontology annotation, biological process: protein deubiquitination. Gene Ontology annotation, molecular function: cysteine-type deubiquitinase activity. NCBI's taxonomy places the organism in Eukaryota, Metazoa, Chordata, Actinopteri, Clupeiformes, Clupeidae.
CUGCUAGCAAUGUAUUAUAAAGAGUUCAGUGCACACAGUAAUUGGUGAGCAGAAAAUGAAUUCAGCUCUCCGAAAUACCCGACUGGCGAAGCUAACGUUACUCACCGUGUUAGAAACAGAACUGCGGAAAACUUCUCAGAUUUGACUUUGGUCAGCACGGGAUGCAUUUGUAGCAAAAGUGGAUGAGAAAAGAUUUGCUGAUAUGUCCUGAGAUCCUCACAGCCAUUCACAACGUCGCCAACCCAGCAGUGUUGAAGGACACCAAACCGGGGCGACCAUUCAACUUUUGACCUUUUGUCAGACAGCAGUCUGCCACUGUUUUUGCUUCUAGAGCUUCUGAGAGGCCCAGACGGAGGAGCAGCACACAGCGGCCUUGACGGACGGGAAGACGUGCGAGAUUCCACAGGGAGAGGGCGGAAAAACGAAGAGAAGAGAAAGGAGCGGAGGAGCGGAGGUGUGAAAGAUAGAGGACAAGUGGGGAAUUCCACGAGGCUGAAGCCAGGCGUGCGGAACAGAGAACAGGUUACCUCUCUAACUACAGAGGGCUACACACACACACACACACACACACACACCUCAACACUGGAGGGCUCCAAGGAUUUUAGCCAGAUGUCAAGAUAAUCGGACAGGAGUUCAGCAGCAGCAUCAUCGUCCAACAAUUUCUCUGACCUCUCUGGAUUCUAUUUCUCGCCCACUUUUUUUCCCGCCCCUUCGUUUCUGGAAAACAUGACCUUGUGGUUGGGUUCUGGGGCCUUGUGGACAGUUUAGCGUUGGUGUCGAGAGUGGACGUGGACGUGACUGUGAGUGCGGCGUGUCGGUGCUGGCCAUGUCGUGGAAGAGGAACUACUUUGCGUCGGGCAGCAGCGGCCUUCAGGGCAUCUUUACCCCGCGCACCAUGACCUCCAUCGCCCCUAGCAAAGGGCUCAUUAAUGAGCCAGGACAGAACAGCUGCUUUCUGAACAGUGCUCUCCAGGUGCUCUGGCAUUUGGACAUCUUCCGUAGGAGCUUCCGUCAGCUGACCACACACAAGUGCAUGGAGGACUCCUGCAUCUUCUGUGCCCUCAAGAGCAUCUUUGCUCAGUUCCAGUUCAGCAGUGAGAAGGUGUUGCCGUCGGACGCCCUGCGCAGCGCUCUGGCCAAGACCUUCCAGGACGAGCAGCGCUUCCAGCUGGGCAUCAUGGACGACGCCGCAGAGUGCUUCGAGAACAUUCUGAUGCGCAUUCACUUUCACAUCGCCAACGAGAGCAAGGAGGACAUCUGCACAGCCAAGCACUGCAUACCCCACCAGAAGUUCGCCAUGACGCUUUUUGAACAGUGUGUCUGCAGCAGCUGUGGUGCCUCCUCAGACCCCUUGUCCUUCAUCCAGAUGGUCCACUACAUCUCCACCACCUCUCUCUGUAACCAGGCAGUGCGGAUGCUGGAGUGCCGGGAGAAGCCCACUCCGGACAUGUUCGGGGAGCUGUUGCGCAACGCCAGCACCAUGGGGGACCUGCGCAACUGCCCGUCCGGUAACUGUGGGGAGAAGCUGCGGAUCCGGCGCGUCCUGAUGAACUCCCCUGAGAUAAUCACCAUCGGCUUGGUGUGGGACUCGGACCACUCUGACCUGGCGGAAGACGUCAUCCACAGCCUCGGCACCAUCCUACGACUGGGGGAUCUCUUCUACCGGGUGACGGAGGAGAAGGCCAAGCAGGCGGAGCUCUACCUGGUGGGCAUGGUGUGUUACUACGGCAAACACUACUCCACCUUCUUCUUCCAGACCAAGAUCCGCAAGUGGAUGUAUUUCGACGACGCCCACGUCAAGGAGAUCGGGCCCAAAUGGAAGGACGUGGUGUCUCGCUGCAUAAAGGGACACUACCAGCCGCUGCUGCUGCUCUAUGCUGACCCCCGGGGGACGCCGGUGUCAGCGCAGGACCAGCCCUCCCGACUGGAUCUGCACUACCUCAACAAGUCCUACUACGACAGCGAGGACUCAGGCCGCGAGCCGUCCAUCUCCAGCGACACGCGCACCGACUCCUCCACGGACAGCUACAGCUACAUGCACUCGCACUCGCACCAUGAGUCCAUGGCCAGCCACUUCUCCUCCGACUCCCAGGGCACCGUCAUCUGUAACCAGGACAACGACGCAGCCUCACACAGCAGCCUGGAGACCACAGGCCCAGUGACGGACAGCGAGCCACUGUCCCGCCACACACUCAGGAAGUCCGGCCUAGCAGACAGGAAGGGCGGGACUACAGACAGGAAGAGGAGUGCCAGCCGCCCACGCCGCUUUGAGGAGCGCAGCCGGGGGUCCCGAACAGACGAGGCGUCUUCAGCCGGCUACCACAGCGAGGGUGAGACUCUUAAGGAGCAGCAGGCUCCGCGCACCGCGCCCAAGCAGUCAUCGGGCAGCCGCCUGCGGGACUUCAAGGAGACCAUGAGCAACAUCAUCCACAGCCGCCCGCUCUCCUCCUCCACCUCCUUCAUCCCCUCCUCCACCGGCGGCAGCAGCGGGCGGGGGGCCCCGGCGUGCGACUGGGAGGCGGACAGCACCAGCAGCGAGUCCAAGUCCAGCUCCACGUCCGGGGGCCGCUACCGGCCGGCGUGGAGGCCUCGCCGUGAGGCCCUCAACAUCGACAGCAUCUUCAGCCGCGGGGGGCGGCGGCAGGCCGGUUACAGCCCUUUGAACGCCGGGCCGCUCGCCGAGGACGGAGGCUCCCCCACGGUCCAGCCGGACCCAGUGGCGGCGGCAACGACCACGCCGGCCACAGCGUCGCCGGCAACAAAAGACUUUGCCGCGGCGGCAGCCAUGACGACGGAUGGCCCCGCGUUCCGCUGCGGUGCCGGCUCGGCGACGCUCCCCGGCGGCCCUGCGUGCUCACGGGGGGAACAGCAGCAGCCGAGGCUGAUCCAGAGGAUGGAGAGCGGCUACGAGAGCAGCGAGAGGAACAGCAACAGCCCAGUCAGCCUGGACAUACCCAUCGGGGACAGCCACAGCAACUCACGCACACCCAGGGAUGGGGGUUUGAAGAAGCCAGCCGCCCCGAACGUGGGUCCAUCAUGGCGGAGUGUGCCCAAGUCCAAGAGUAGCAGUGCCCUGCUGCAGGACGUCCAGGCAGCCAGUAGGGGCAGCGCUCAGAGCAGCCAGGGUCCGUCCGAGGGCCGCAGCGAGCUGGACGAGCUCCAGGAGGAGGUGGCGCGGCGGGCGCGCGAGCAGGAGCAGCAGCGUCGGCGGGAGAAGGAGCGCGAGGCAGCCAUGGGCUUCAACCCACGGCCCAGCAAGUUCAUGGACCUGGACCAGCUGCAGAGCCAGGGGAAAGGGGACAGCUUUGAGCGGUGCGUGUCGGAAGCGGACGCCCUCUUAGAUCAGUCUCUGCGCUUAGAGCAGGCCGGCGAGGUGGCCGCCGCUCUGUCUGUAGUUAACGAAGCCGUGUCUAAACUCAGGCUUCCCAUGCAUGAGGGCGGCACUAACACUCAUAGCAGGACAGUGGCUGAAGCCCGCCAGCAAAAAUGCAUGAGGAGAGCCAGAGGCCUGCAGCAGCGCAUGCAACAGCAGCAGCAGAAGCAGGAGCAGCAGAAGGAGCACAGACAGCAGCGUGAGGAAGAGGAGGAGGAAGAGGAGAAGGAGAGACCGCAGAAGCAGCCCCCCAGGUACUGCUGCGCACGCCCCGCAGCGGAUGUGCUGACCGAGGGCCCCAGGCGGGAUGGCAGAGGUGCGAACGGUGCGAGUGACCAGUCCAAUGGCCUGUCGCCGCCCGUGCCCAAGGCCGUAAAGGAGAGUCCUCCUCCUCCUCCUCCUGCCAAGCUGCCGGUGCUGCCCAACGCCCCUCCACCCACGGCUCCUCCCCCCAGCCCAACGGCCUCAUCCCGCCUUCCCCGACUCUCCUGGCCAAUCACAACGGGACUGGUUGGACCGCGGCUCACGCAGACCCGUCCCACGUCCCCUACCCCUCGCAGGUCUCUCACGGUGGAGCUGCAGCCCCCCAGCACGUCCCCCCGCUCACCCUCCCCAUCUACAGAGCCCCGAGCAGGAGCAUGCAUGCCUGUGGAAUGCUGGGCCGAGAACAUCAACCGAUACUACAACUCCCAGAAUGCCCUCUCCUCCUCCACCACCACCACCACCACCACCACCACUGCUGCCUCGCCCACUGAGGAGCUCUCGGAGCUGGACUCCCUCUACCAGGCCAGCCUGCAAGCUUCCUCUGUGCCUCGCACCCCACGGGGUCACAGCCCCCAGCCAGGCUCCAGACCAGGCUCCGCAGCCAGGAAGCUCUUGUAUGGCGGAACUCUCGGACGCUCCAAAACUCCCACCGCGGAGAUCGAGAGGAACGCCUACAGAACACCUGGUUACGUCAGUGCCCCAGAGGCGCCCACUAAGCCUGCGCAGCCUGCGAGUGCAGUGGAGUGUGACCGGGUGGGGGUGUGUGACGAUGCAUCCUACAGUGCCGAGAACCUGCGUCGUGUCGCCCGUAGCCUGAGUGGCACAGUCAUCGGGGGUCGACCUGAGCUGCUCUCUUCCUCCCGCAGCUUUGAGUCCUCUGUAACCCGGAUGCCAAAGCAUGCAGACGCGCGGGUCAUCUCACAUCACCAUAGCAAUUCCCCGCACUUCACGUCCUCCCCCCACCUCCCCCCACUCCCCCUCCUUCCCCACCACCACCCCUCAGCACCUGUACCCCCACCCACACGCCCCCCCGACACACCCAACCCAGCAGCCUCGGGGACUCACAGCUCUGUGUGGUGUGUGUGUGUGUGUGUGUGUGUGUGUGUGUGUGUGUGUGUGAGUGCGUUAACGCUCUUUUUGUUGCCACGUGCAGGAGAUCACUCAAAGGUCAACCCCUUUCUGGCUAUGUUUGACCGGAGUGAAGCUCUCCAACGCGACUCCUACCACAACGUCGCCAUGAGCUACGGCACGCUCCCGCGGGCUCCGCGGCGGCCAGCACCGGCCAGGCAAUGGAGCCAACUGGACUCCGGCUACGCCACCCUCGCCCACCCCCGCCGCUCCGCGCCCCAAGACCGACCUGCAGAGGCCCCUUACAGGCGGCCCAUGUCCACGCACACGAGCCGAGUUCCAGUGCCACCACCACCAUCGGCCCCCCAGCACCACGAGCUCCGCAGCCCACACACCCAGGCCCCCCCUCAGCCACUCCGCCUGGACGUGCCCCCCGAGGGCGACUGGAGGACUACGGGCUACCAGACGGUCAUCCUGGGCGGCAGGAAUACCCAGCAGCAGCAGCAGCAGCCCUUCGCCAGGACGGACUCCCGGAUGAGGCUGACGCGGAGCCCCUCGGUGGGUAGUCCGCUGUGCGCCCUGUGCCACCGCGCUCCCGCCGAGCCCAUGGCCGGCUACUGCCGCUCCUGCGGGGCACACGUGGCCCGCUUCCGCACCGCCAGCUGAACCCGCCGACCCGCUUGCACACCUGGGACACCUGCCACUACCACACACCUGGGCUCUCUUCUCACCUGCUACACCCCCCCCCCCCCAAAACGCUGAGUCACACUUCUCUAGCCGAGGUUGUGCCCAGCUAAGGGGAUUGGUAGGGUAGAGCACUGGUUCCCUAACACAAACACAACCUGCUCUUCACUAAGAGUACAGCACUCUUUCUCCAUUGGAUGGCCUUAAUGCAUGCCCCUAGCAGAAAUGGAAAAGGCCGAAUUCUCUUGUGGAGUGAGAUGGACUUCAGCCUCUGAUACGGUCACUCUCCCGACUGCAGCGUCUCCACUGCCUUUCAUGAUGCCUGCAGCUCUCCUCUCUCCAUUCUGCCAUCGUCUGAAGUUCAUCAGAAAGUGGGUUGUCCCUGUCCUCUGUAAUGGUGGUAGUGGGUGACCAUUUUACAUUAUCCUUGGUUCAGGGCCUCUGUGUGUCUGGAAUAGGACCUGCAGUGAUGUGGACUAUGGAGAGCUUGCAAUGUAGAGUCCUUUGGCAGCUCCUCCUCAAGCUGACCACUGCAGUAUCUGAAACAGGACACUAGGGAAGUUCUGACGGCUCCCCCUUCUACAGACACAAUGAUGACACUGAUCCUGGCCUCCAGUAAGGGGCUACGUGUUGUAUGAAGGCUUGGGAGAGACACUAAAGAUGGAUUAUGGGUCAGAAUAGCUGUAAAACAUAUGAAGGAAGAGGUAUGAAGCCUGCCAUGGAACCAUUGGAACCGUUAGCCUGAAAUUCAAAUCAGGAUCUGCUGAAUUUGAAAUCCUGAUUUCCUGAUAUUCUGUUUGCGAUUUGUCUCACUUUCAGCAAUGACAAGCACAUAAUUCUUCCUCCCACAAACCAGUUUUAUUUAUAAUCAUCAUAACAAUUAAUUACUUACUAAUUAUUUACUCAGAACUGUUAAUACAUAAUUAAGACUAUGAAUGCUUCUUCAUUUCAAAGUGAUUACUAAACAAAGUGUUACCACAACUAUCUUACUAAUCAGUAUACUCUUAACUUCCUUUCCAGAAUCUUUGGUAUAUAUCCUAGCAGCGUCUGGUCAUUGUUUUGAAGCUGAAAAAGGGCUUUCCAACCAUACACGUCAUGGUUGCUGUGCAGAAAGCGACUGAUGUUGAUUACGGUAGCUUUUGUGGAUAAUAUUUUUAAAAAAUGGUUUAUUUUAGUGCAGUGAAAUGAACAUAACAGUGUUAACACCAAUUUAGUGCACUUCAGAAGUGCAAGCACUAGAAGAUUUAGUAUAAAAAAAGUCGCUCUUCUCCGAUGUUCUGGGAGAAAUGUUUUGUGAAAUAUUUAUAUUUUGUACAGUAGGCAAGGAUGUUUAAAAUGCCAUCCUAUAGAGGCACAGCUGUUUGCGACCCAUAGGCGCCAUUCUUAAUCAGCUUUUGUCAGACAAUGAAAACCCUGCAUGUUGAAAUGGGAGUGGUCCUUUUCGAUUCUGGCAGUAGAGUUUUAGACUUGAUGGAUUUUCUUGGGAGGUUCUACUGAGAGGUAGGGGAGGUGGGGGAUUAUUUAUUGUUUUGUUAUUAUUAUAUCUCCACAAAUUCAAUUUCAUAUGUUUCUGUUACACCAUGAAUCCUUGGUUUUGCCAUUUCUCCCGUAAGGGAUCUUUUUUAUACACUUGUAGGAGCUGACUGAAUUUUGAGCAAAUUCACUCUUUAAAAAGUCUGCCUGUUUUCUUGGCAGGCAAGUUACACAGAGGGUCACAUGGCAUUAGCAAGUGCAGAAAUGUAGCAUCGUGGGGCCUUGUGACAGUUCUCAAACUUCAGAUUGUUUAUGUUGCAAUUUUCUUUUUCACUUAUACAAAAACAAACAAAUGUAAAGCCUUAUGUAAAUGCUUUUGUCAAAGCAUUACCUUUAAAUGAAGGAAUGAAAAUGAAACAUGUUUUGUUUUUAAGAUAAAGUUUUUGCCUAUUUUUUGGUUGCAUAUUUUUACAUUUAUUUUUCUAUAUUGUUGAAACUGCUGGCUAAAUGCUACUAGUACAACAAUGGGACAGGGUUGCCCUGGACUAUGUAGUCAACAAGAGUGUGUGGGGGGGGGGGAUGAUUUAGGGGCUAACAGAUUUAACUUACUGAAAGUCCUGAGAACUGGAUUGUAGCUAUUCUGUUAAAUUGAUACUCAUAGCUGGUCUUGGACAAGGAUUAAACUCUGCUAAACCAUCCAUUGAACUGUUGAAUGUUAACUGCAUUCAUCAUAACAUGUGUUACUACAAAAUCAGAGUAAAUUUUAAUCUGAAUUGGAAUUUUGAAUGGAGAAUUUAUAUUGUGGUUAAGUCACACUUAUAAAUCCUUGUCUAGUGAUUAAGCUGCCAGUAUCUCAGUGAUGUGAAUAACCUUUGGUUAGGAGGUUAUAAAUAUUGUUAUGUGUACUGAACAGCAACACUGCCCCCCUAAGGACAAUGAGCAGACUACUGGAUCCAGUGUGUCCUUAAACUGUACCAAAAUGUUGGUGGUCCAUCGCAUACUGAAACUGUUGAAGUAUGUAUAUAAAUGUUUGUACAUACAUGAAUAGCCUUUAAAUCUAAUGAAUGAGCUUUGCCCAUAUAAAAGCUUGACAGAUUUCCAUUUCAAAGGUUGUUUGUAAAUGCUGUGCUAGAAAAAAAAGGAAGUUCAUGUGUAUUUUUGCAAUAAAGUUGCUAUCCUCUGCUCCAGAUUUGAGCAGAAUUUAAAGACAAA